Molecule: messenger RNA, 1155 nt
Organism: Pisolithus orientalis
Lineage: Eukaryota; Fungi; Basidiomycota; Agaricomycetes; Boletales; Pisolithaceae
Exons: 4
Coding region: 22-723 (233 amino acids)
Biological process (GO): mRNA export from nucleus
Cellular component (GO): nucleus
Molecular function (GO): mRNA binding
Source: RefSeq, a predicted model, not a curated record
GGCGUCGACAAGCCUCGUGCAAUGUACAACCCCAGCAAAGCGACUCGCAUAAACGCGUAUCACAGCCAGAAACGCAGUUUACUGGGCUCUCCAGCAAACCAAAUCCCCCCCGCAUGGCGCGAACCGAAACCAGAUGUCGAGCCGGGCAGCAAAAUCCUCCUGAGUCGUCUCCCUCCAGACGUCUCCGAGACAGAGGUCGAGGACUUGUUCAGGAAAACCGUUGGGCCACUCAGAGAGGUCUUUUUGGUGUACAACUCCCAAGGCCGGUCGAAAGGGAUGGCCAUCAUCUCCUUCCAACGUCCUGGGGACGCUGCGGUUGCUCGAGCCAAGUAUGAUGGAAAAUUCGUAGAUGGAAGACGACAAAUAAAAAUUGAGGUUAUCGUCGACUCGGAUGAGGUUACACCGAAACCUGCAGCCCCCAGCCCACCGUCUCUCCUACAGAGGCUUGGUCUAGCCCCUCCUAUUAGUCCCCCUGGCAAUGCAAUUUUCGCAAAACCGGCACCCAAUCACACGCCAAAUAACAUACAACCGAAAGCCCCGCCUAAACCAUUGACUGCUCGCGUCGUUUCACGCCCUCCGACCGCUGUCAUUCCACGACGUCGCAAGAAAAAGGGUCCUAAACGUGUGCAGAAGUCAGUAUCUCAACUGGAUAAUGAGAUGGAAGAGUAUAGGGCAGCCGCUAAAGCCGUAAAAGUGAAUGGGAACGGCAACCUCAACCGAUAACAUCUUAUGUGUUUGGACGUUCGGACUUUCUGAGGAUCACGAGAGUUGUUUUCGAUUUGUUUCAUUUGCAGUGUCUAUUAUACAGCAUGCCUGGCAUCCACACUAAUGGUGCUAUUUUUGCACACACCUCCACCUUAAAGCUUCGAAGACGGGGCUUUUCCAUCGCGAGGCUCGCUGAUUUUGCACUUGGGGUGGUGAGUCGACGUUGAUCUCGACCUACACUCCAAUGGAUAGGCCACGACCAUCGUUGUCAUGUGUAUCCCAGUCCUCCAUCGUCCAAUUCAACUGAUGUCCUUUUGAUCAUUUUCUAUUUAUCUGGUGCAAAAGGACAUGGCUAUCCACUGCGGGGCAGAGGGUUGGGUACUUCAUACAUGUAACUUAGCCGAAACUUGUUUGCUGUGUUGCAGAGCCUCCAAAUGAAUGAACAGAACA